Eimeria necatrix is the source of this 645-nucleotide messenger RNA. RefSeq lists its product as hypothetical. The transcript has 2 exons. The record is from RefSeq and is a predicted model, not a curated record. Lineage: Eukaryota; Apicomplexa; Conoidasida; Eucoccidiorida; Eimeriidae. Bases 1 to 645 code for a protein of 214 amino acids.
AUGCAGCUGACGAUGCAGUUCGAAACCCCCAUUCUGCAGCAGCAGCAGCAGCAGCAGCAGCAGCAGCAGCAGCGGCAGCAGCAGCAGCGGCAGCAGCAGCAGCGGCGGGCGUGGGGGUGCGGGCAGCGACCAAAGGGGGAUUUGGAGACACGAGGCCGCGACUGGUGGCACUCGCGAGCAGCAGCAAAGGAGGCAGCAGCAGCAGCAGCAGCAGCAGCAGAGGAUAUGAAAGCAGCAGCAAAGGAGACAAGUGCAGCAGCAGCAGAGGAUAUGAAAGCAGCAGCAAAGGAGAGCGGCCGCACCGCCACCAAACCGAAGCGACAGCAGCAGCACCAACGCGAAGACACAGCAGCAGCAGCAGCAGCAGCAGCAACAGCAGCAGCAGCAGCAGCAGCAGCAGCAGCAGCAGCAGCAGUCUUGCCUGUGGAGCAGCAGCGCCGCCUCCCCAGCAGCAGCCGCCAGCACAAACAGCUCCUCCUCCUCAGCAGCACCAGCAACAGCAGCAGCGGCGCCCCAGAGGCAGCAGCAGCAGCAUCACCAGCGCCCCCUCCCCUCCCCUCCCCGCAGCAGCAGCAGCAGCAGCAGCAGCAGCAGCAGCAGCAGCAGCAGCAGCAGCAGCACCGGGCUGGGGGGCGAGGGCCAUGA